Messenger RNA from Vicia faba (fava bean), 372 nucleotides. The record is from the annotation of a GenBank genome assembly. NCBI's taxonomy places the organism in Eukaryota, Viridiplantae, Streptophyta, Magnoliopsida, Fabales, Fabaceae.
AUGCUGCAGAAAGGACUAAAGGAGUUUGGAAUUUUGAAAGGUUUUGGAAGCAGUUCCUACCAUACGCUGAACCCAACUUCUAUAGGUCACUAUCUAGGAAUGGACAUUCACGAUUGUUCAAUGAUCAACUACGAUUGUCCUCUGAAGCCAGGUGUUGUAAUAACUAUUGAACCGGGAGUGUACAUCCCAUCUUCUUUUAAUUGCCCAGAGAGGUACCGAGGCAUUGGGAUAUGGAUUGAGGAUGAUGUUCUCAUUACAGAAACAGGCUACGAGGUUUUAACAGCAUCAAUUCCUAAAGAAGUGAAGCAAAUUGAGUCCUUGCUGAACAACUUCAGCCAUAGCCAAAAUAAUUUGAGAGCUACAUUCAACUAA